Cataglyphis hispanica is the source of this 822-nucleotide messenger RNA. RefSeq names its product YEATS domain-containing protein 4 (gene Gas41). The transcript is spliced from 4 exons. NCBI's taxonomy places the organism in Eukaryota, Metazoa, Arthropoda, Insecta, Hymenoptera, Formicidae. Bases 125 to 811 code for a protein of 228 amino acids. The record is from RefSeq and is a predicted model, not a curated record. Gene Ontology annotation, biological process: regulation of DNA-templated transcription.
AUGAGAGUUUGAAGAAAGAGAAAUGCUGUUGUGCUGUUUGAAUUGAAUGUAAAUAAUGGAUAUAAAAAUAUUUUAGUACUAACUUUUUAUAUUUGAAAAAUAUGCGAUUUCAAAUUUCGCGAGUAUGAUGGCUUCUACAAAUGAAUUCGGUCCAGAUUCUGGCGGCAGAGUAAAGGGGGUUACCAUUGUUAAACCUAUAGUUUAUGGCAAUGUGGCACGUUACUUUGACAAAAAAAGGGAGGAGGAUGGUCAUACACAUCAGUGGACUGUGUAUGUCAAGCCAUAUCAUAACGAGGAUAUGUCUACUUAUGUGAAAAAGGUGCAUUUUAAAUUGCAUGAGAGUUACAAUAAUCCUAAUCGAAUUGUGACCAAGUCACCAUAUGAAUUAACAGAAACUGGCUGGGGAGAAUUCGAAAUAGUCAUUAAAAUCUACUUUCACGAUCCAAAUGAACGUCCCGUAACGAUAUAUCAUGUAUUGAAAUUGUUUCAAUCAACAUCUGAAACACAGUUGAGAAAAGAAAGCUUAGUUUCUGAAUUUUAUGAGGAAAUAGUCUUUCAAGACCCAACGGCAUUAAUGCAACAUUUGUUAAAUUCCAGUAGACCUAUGACUCUUGGGGUUUGGCGGCAUAAUACAGACUUUGAAGCAAAAAAAGAGUCUACAAUGAAAGAUAUUCUGGAGGCACGCAACAAGAUAAGACUAGAAGUGAUAGAUCUCAAAGAAAAAUUGACAUUGGCAAAAGAAACUAUUGCAAAAUUUAAGGAAGAGAUUGCAAAGAUUUCUAAAGCUGGUGGAAGUUUAUCCAUUGCGUAGUAAUAUUGUUU